Molecule: messenger RNA, 3276 nt
Organism: Paramacrobiotus metropolitanus
Lineage: Eukaryota; Metazoa; Tardigrada; Eutardigrada; Parachela; Macrobiotidae
Exons: 3
Coding region: 106-2769 (887 amino acids)
Source: RefSeq, a predicted model, not a curated record
UUCGGCGUAGAAGCGCACAGCUGCCGGUGUAAGAAAAACGCUACUGUUCUACCAACAUUGAUUGUAAGGAAGAAACUGCUGCGUUCCGAAGCCAGCCAGUGCUCCAUGGACAAGGUAAAGACGUGUGCUGGAGAUGAUGGCACGCACAGGCUGUACGGAUUCCCGGAAGUGUUUUACCAUAAAUCCCAGCAGUGUAAAUGGAUUCGCUUGAUACUGCUCUUUGGGCUCGGUGCAGUUAUUCUGCCGAUUGUGGAUAUUUUGACCGAUUUCGCUUCUAUAAUAACUUUAUGGAUAUACAAUCCCUGUGACAUAUCGGUGUGGUGGUUAAUAAUUAUCUCGACGGUGCCUUUCCUUCCCUUCGUAUUUUCCCUUAUCAAAGAGCGCAUCGACUUCUAUUACGAAGAUGUUGAUGCGUAUGCGGUGUCGCAAAUUAACUGGCGACUGGCCCGCCAUCAUUUAGUCCGAGCGGAAGAGCAGCUGCUGGUGGAUAAACCGGGAGAGAAAUUCAGCAUACACCACUCUACUAUGCAAGCCGCCUUUUUGCCUACGUGGCGGUCAAGAUUGGUCAUUGAACCCGAUGUAUUUCCCAUGUCGUUGUUUUACCGGUGGAAACAGUUCUACAUUGCCUGGAGGGAUGCUCCCAACAUUAUCACGAAAUAUCGUCUACAGCGCCACCAAUUCGACGAAAUCGAUAUCGAAUAUCACGAUCUCCUGCUGCAACGCGCUCUAUUAGCGGAGAUUAAGUACGAGUCCAGUCUGCAGCUGAUCAUCCAGCUGGUUCUACUGGGAACCGGUUUGCAGCCGGUGUGGUGGAUACCUUGUGCAUCAGCCGUCGUUUCAUUGCUGUCAAUUGCCAAAUACUUCCCAUCGGCGGCACAGCUCCCCGGAAAAUACGCAUUUAACAGGAAAUUGUUCCAGAACAAGGAUGGACUCAGUUUAUGGGAAGCUAACGAGCUGUUGAAACCCCUGUCUUCUUUACUGUAUGGAUCGCUUAGCAACUUCCUCUACAUUGCGUGCCGUUACCAUUUAAUUAUUUUGUUAAUACGGUACAAUUGGUUGGCGGCAGCUAUGGUUGUGCUAUUGCAGUUUGUUAUGGUGUUGACCUUUGUGUUGGGCUCGUAUCUCCUGGUCCGACGGAAAUAUCGUGCGCCACCAAAUGACAAAAACAGACACGAAGACGGGCAUGUAAAAACGUUUUCCUCGCUCUUGAAAAGACGUCUGGGGCCGUUAUAUGCCUUUUGCAGCCAGCUGUGCAGCACAGCCAGUUAUUUUCUCCUGGUCCCGGUAACAACAACCACAACCGGCGCGGGCUGUGUGCUGGCGGUUGUGUUACAAACGGCAGCAUUAACUGUCUAUGUGACUAUAACGCAGGCUCAGUGGAACAGAGACAUCUGCUGUCGAAGCGAACGGCUCUAUGAACACACCCUUGGUCCGUCGGCAAUCUGGCUACUGGCCAUUAACGGGAUUGUAUCCUGCCUGGUCUUACCAGCGGCACACUAUUUUCUGGAAUUUCGUGCCGGAUCCACGCGGUCGCUGCGUCAUCGCAGCGAGUGCUGGAAAUGUCAAGAUUUCCAAAGUUCUUAUCUGGAAUACCGACCGUGUUGGCUGUGCGAAUGGAUGUGGCAGAAAAAUCGAAGAAUCAACCGUGAAGCCGAUGACCGCGUCAACGUAAUGUUCGCUGAAGGCAACUUUCGAAAUGGACAGCAUUAUCCUGACGUGCAAAUCACCUGGCCUGCACCAUUUUUUGGAAACACCAAGCCUUCCUUCCAAACUAACGGCCAGUACAUUAAGGAAGCAGCGCAUCAGAUCCUGCUAAUCGCAGCAGAAAUCAGCCGGCUGAGGAAGCACGAGGGCGACCUCCUGCUAUGUGACGCACACCGGCAAGACUUAUCAGAAUCUCGCAUUAAAGCUGAUAGCGAAAGAGAAGAGAGGGUGUAUCAACUUAUGAGCGCUAGACUCGAUGACGUCUCAGCCGAAGGGCAACCAUCAACGUCCCGACAGACAUCUUACGAUUUUGACCAGGAUGUGCUGAUUAUCCGCGAGUAUCUCCGCUCUUCGAACCUAAAGAUGUACACCUUUCUCGUGCGCCUGUACGCCUAUCGUGCCAUACCAUUCCAGUUACUCUUCAAAUCCGUGCUGUACGAUGGCGGUAUUCGUCAACGUGACCGUCAGUCUCUUUAUUGGUUUCAAAUGAAACAACUCCGGAAGGAACACCGAUGCUGUGCUUCCAAGUGUAAUAUGAGUUACGAGGAGGGCGUUACACAGGACAUUUCAGUAUACGAAGUGGCACCACCUUAUCUGCCAGCAUUUAAGUAUAAAGUUAACUUGGCUGAUCGCAAUCAUUAUAAUUUCCACUUUGCCGGCACCUUCUUCAUGCUGAAGGAUAAGGAAGGAAGACCACCCGCACCUCUUCGUCAGUGCCCUUGGAAACCUAUUCCACGGACGCCAGUAAACCGUCUUAUUGACGACGACGUACACUCGCAAGCAGCGCACAAAGCCCCAGCUGUUGCACCCGCUGACAACAGUAACACUGCUGGCCGAGUCUUUAUGGCCACGAGAAGCAAGCGUAUGUUCAGUCCUGUGAGCCAUUUCCAGUAUAACACCAAAACCAGCCUCUAUACAGUAGCGUUGGCUGGAGAGAAAUGCAUGAGAGCUGCAACCGGGAUUAGUGCUGAGCAGCUGGCGAACGAUCUGGAAGCAGCCGCAUUGGCGUUUGGGUUGGACACUGCAGAUUCUGGAACUGAGUUUCAAGAGUACGAGUAUGAUUAAAGGAACUGAUUAAUACACUUCUCACUGGAUUGCAGCAAACUUAAGAAGAAUUAAUUUGUCGAAUGGCCCCACAAUCCACCAGUUUUGUAAUUUGUUUCUUUGUUUUUUUUACUCUGAUUAACGUUUACAGAUUUCAGAAAUAUCCUGCACCAGGAGUAGACUACCGUAAAAGCAGUGGCGAAUCAGACGGGUUUAGACGAAGAGGCUAGAGAACUCACACCAAAGGGGGUAUCAUGCUCUCGCUUUUUCGGCGACCUCCGGCGAAAAAAAUUCGCAACGUACCCCCCUCUUGCAGAUUUUUUUGACGUCCGAGUCACCCGGAGGGUAUUAGCCCCGGGAGCCCCCCCUCUUAAAUUCGCCACUGCGUAAAAGAUUCUCACCUAACUUCAAUUUACGUACGAAUACGGUACGUAAAAUUAAUUGUUGUUUUUAUCUAUUUUGCCUUUGGUAUCGUCAUGCAUUCAUAAACCACCACUUUUAUAAAACCACUAAUAAGCACUUUUAUUC